GGGGCCUAUAAAGAGACGCACUAUUCCGUCAGCAGUUUUCAGUUGCAUUUUCAACAUGAAGGUAUAUAUUGGAUUGCUGAUCUGCAGUUUUCUGCAUGUUGAGGGCGUGCUGGCAUUAACUCCCACUGGAGCGCCUCCAGAAGCCUGCCGAGACAUGGCUCCCCAGCAUGGUGCAGCACCGCAGCCGGAACCUAGCCCAUAUUCAGCCGAGGUUGUUGAAAUCGAGCCCAAAAAAUAUACCCUUACUAUUUAUGGCGAUCCAGUCAAUAUACUUGAGGGAUUCAUGAUUCAAGCGCGAGAUCGAAGCAGCGGACUAAUCAAAGGAACCUUUGAGCCAGUUGAAAACGAGAUUAAAGUAAUUGAUUGCCUUGGGGGUGUCCAAAACUGUGCAACGCAUGCCGACGAGUCUCACGAUAGAUGGAAUGUCACUGUUACAUGGAAUGCUCCUGAUGGAAAUCUUGACAACAUUAACUUUGUUUACACUGCUUUAAAAGCUCUUACUGAGUACUGGAUCAACCAAAUAGAGCCGCUGAUCCCACCUUCUGCUUAAGAACCUAUAAAUUUAUUGUGAUUAAUUUUUUUCUGUAACCAAAUAACUCCACUGCUGGAGUAAAUGUCAGUUAUUUUAGAUAAAAAUGAUUGAUAGCAUUUUUAUAAAUGAAUAACUAUGUAUAAAUAUAAAUCUCUUCUCGUUAUGAUAUACUUGCUUAAAUGUA
Neocloeon triangulifer is the source of this 716-nucleotide messenger RNA. RefSeq names its product putative defense protein 3. Lineage: Eukaryota; Metazoa; Arthropoda; Insecta; Ephemeroptera; Baetidae. The coding region runs from base 56 to 550 and encodes 164 amino acids. Gene Ontology annotation, molecular function: oxidoreductase activity, acting on metal ions. The transcript is spliced from 4 exons. The record is from RefSeq and is a predicted model, not a curated record.